AUGUCUGAAGAAUUGGAGAAUAAAUUUUUAGAUUUAUGUCAUAAAUAUCCAACAGGUCUAACUCAACAAAUGAUUGAGGUUAGUUUAGGACAUAAAAUGGAGGAAAUAGUUAAAGUUAUAAAUAAUCUAAUCAAGCAAGGUAGAUUAAUGCUUAUACAAAACUCUGAUGAAACGACAUCAUAUAAAGAAGUUAAUCCUGAAGAUCAAGCAAAAUUUAGAGGAUUAGGAGUUGAAGAUUUUUUAAUAUAUCAAUUAAUUGAAGCAUCAUCGAAUACAGGUGCAUGGACAAGAGAAUUAAAGAAUAGUUCAGGUUAUCAACAAGUACAAAUUACAAAGAUUUUAAAGACAUUAGAAUCAAGAAAACUUAUUAAAUCAGUGAAAUCAAUUCAAAGUGGUAGAAAAAAAGUAUACAUGUUAUAUAAUAUGGAACCAAGUAGAGAGAUCACAGGUGGUCAAUUGUAUUCGGAUCAAUCGUAUGAUCAUCAAUAUAUUCAAAUCAUGAAAAUGCAUAUUAAAACAUUUGUAGACAAUAAAGGUGCCGUAGAUUUAGCAGAUAUCAUCACUUAUCUUAGAAAAGUUGCUGAAGAGGCAACAAGUCAAAGUUUAGGUCCAGAGGAUAUUCAAGCACUAGUUAACACUGUCAUCUACGAUGGUGAUAUCGAAGAGAUGAGAGAUACUAGAAUGGGUGCAAUGCUUGGUAGAAGAUCUGGUAUCCUCUAUAAACCAACUAAAACACCAAUACCUGUAAAUAAUUUUUGUAAUAUGCCAUGUGGUAAUUGUCCAGUUUUCGAUAUAUGUAGUGAUAAUGGUUUAGUUUCACCCAAACGUUGUGUUUAUUUUAAACAAUAUUUAGAACAAGAUGAUGAAAGUUUAGAUUUUUAA
Dictyostelium discoideum AX4 is the source of this 882-nucleotide messenger RNA. RefSeq names its product RNA polymerase III subunit (gene rpc34). NCBI's taxonomy places the organism in Eukaryota, Evosea, Eumycetozoa, Dictyosteliales, Dictyosteliaceae. Bases 1 to 882 code for a protein of 293 amino acids. The transcript is spliced from 2 exons. The record is from RefSeq and is a predicted model, not a curated record.